Messenger RNA from Aspergillus candidus, 1005 nucleotides. RefSeq lists its product as uncharacterized. The transcript has a single exon. The record is from RefSeq and is a predicted model, not a curated record. Lineage: Eukaryota; Fungi; Ascomycota; Eurotiomycetes; Eurotiales; Aspergillaceae. Bases 642 to 893 code for a protein of 83 amino acids.
UCGCCUUAGGCUAUCGCCCAAGGUAUGUUGAAGAAAAGGAAGACAAAAGCGAGGAUUCGCAAAAUAAUCAAAACUAGAGAAUGUCUACUAUGUACUGAUAUACUGAGAGUUAGGAUUAUAUCUUCUAAACAUCAAUCUUGCGACCCCACCCCCUGGAGGUCAAGCACAGCGCAGUGUCCUCUUAUCCCCCUUCCUGGAAUGACGGACCGAGCCUUAGCUAUUCCAAGCGCGAAAGCCGACCCCCUAAUGGGGUCACGAUAGUGUGCUACGUGUGCAUCCAUGAUGGGGUUGAAGCGAGUUGACCGCUAGCUUUUUUUGUGACGAUGCCAACAGGUUGGUCGUGCUUAUCACCCUCACCCAAAGAGCAUGAAAGAAAGAAAACAGCAACCCCAGCCACCGGGUGACCUCGGAGAUUGCCUCGAUCAACGAUCCGUGCAAUUUCUUUGAUUGAUGGGUUUUUUCUUAUUCAACGCAUGUAUGUGCAACUGCAGAGUCGAUAGAAGGUCGACAGACCAAACUUGGGGGAAACAUUCAAGGGAAGUGCUGGCAGAUGUUUAGUGGGGCCGGGGCAGGAUGUCCCCUCCAAAAAACAUACCAUAGGCCAUGCCACUCACUGAACAGCUCAUCAUCAACCAGCCAAGAUGCAAAGCUCCCUCACGCGAGCGAGCGACUGCGGGGAUCAAAGGUGCAGCUUUCUUUUACUUUUUCUGUUUGUUAGGGCGGUUGGGUCAGGGGUCUCCACUGUACUGCCCAACCCUAUAGGUGGCUGCUGGGAUUGUUGCCCGAUGGAUUUUAUUCCCGCCUUCUUUGCCAACCCAACAGUCUUGUCCUAUCGGUGGACGGAGCGGUCUGUUUGCUCAAACAUGAUAAUAAUGCUAAUGGAUAGGAAAUGAGUCCACGUUGAGUCGGUUCGAGGUAGCGUGGGUGAAGAACUGUCAACCCCUGCAUAUGGUAGUAUCUCUAGGGUAUGAUGAUUCCAUCAUUCAACCUAAUACUACCAUGAUA